AUCCGCAUGUCAUCAACCAAGGCGGUCAGACCAAUCUUGUCACGUAAUCACGCGGAAGCCAAGAGACGCGUGCUCAACUUGUACCGCGCGUGGUAUCGACAGCUGCCGUUCAUUGUCAAAGAAUAUGCAUUCAGCCAAUCUAAUGUUACUGUACCCAUAUUGUACGCAAAACUACGCGAAGAAUUCUACAAACACAAAGACGUAACAGAUCUGCGCAUAAUUGAUAUGCUGAUUCAUCGGGGCCAGAAUGAGCUUAUCGAGGUCGCCCAUGUUUGGAAGUCAGAUACACACCUGAUGGAUUAUUUCCGUGACAAUGUACCUGAGAAACCAAAAGACUUCCUGAGCAAAUUCCUUCGCGGUCAUGAACCCUGA
Opisthorchis viverrini is the source of this 372-nucleotide messenger RNA. RefSeq lists its product as hypothetical. Gene Ontology annotation, biological process: response to oxidative stress. NCBI's taxonomy places the organism in Eukaryota, Metazoa, Platyhelminthes, Trematoda, Opisthorchiida, Opisthorchiidae. The record is from RefSeq and is a predicted model, not a curated record. Bases 7 to 372 code for a protein of 121 amino acids. The transcript is spliced from 2 exons.